AAGAUGGGUAAGAAAACACGUCUGGGGGUGUUAAAUCUCAAAAAUGUAAUUAAUUGGAAUCGUAAUAUUGUAAUCACUUCAAAUACACUUUGAAAUGCGAUAGAAUGCGUAUCAAAGUCACACCGUGUCAUCAUAAAUUGUUUUAUUUUUAACAACUAAACCGGAAGUUGCAUUUCCAGUCUACUCUGACGCUGCUAACGUUGAGCCAUUCAUAUUAAGCUAACUGCUUCAUCACCGGCCGCCUCGGUGUUUUCGAGGUUCAUCACCGGUGUUAGCUAUAGUGCGACAGUUUAAUAAUAAUUAUAAUAAAAAAUGGCUCUGCUAACGCCGUUAUUCGCUUUCUUGUACCACCUGCCGCAGGUGUACAAGUGGCUGCUGAAGCCCUACUAUAUAGCCUCUCUCUUCAUGUCUAUAGCCUUUCUAGCUGUCCGCAAGACGCCUGGCAUCUGCGACCACCUUUCCACACAGCGAGAGGACGGCAACUCCUGCGACUUCGACUGGAGGGAGGUGGAGAUCCUCAUGUUUCUCAGUGCCAUCGUCAUGAUGAAGAAUAGAAGAGCGAUUACUGUGGAGCAGCAUGUGGGCAACAUCAUCCUGUUCAGCAAAGUGGCCAAUGUCAUCCUGUUCUUCAGACUGGAUAUCAGGAUGGGACUGCUUUACCUGACGCUCUGCAUAGUGUUUUUGAUGACCUGUAAGCCUCCUCUUUACAUGGGACCGGAGUACAUCAAAUACUUCAGCGACAAAACCAUUGAUGAUGAGCUGGAAAGAGACACUCGCGUGACGUGGAUCGUUGAAUUUUUCGCCAACUGGUCUCCGGAGUGCCAGUCCUUCGCUUCUGUCUACGCUGAUCUCUCUCUCAAGUAUAAUUGCUCCGGUCUCAAGUUUGGAAAAGUGGACGUCGGACGUUACGGAGAGGUUUCCAAAAAGUACAAGGUGUCUACCUCUCCGCUGUCCAAACAGCUUCCCUCCUUGGUGCUGUUUCAGGGAGGAAAGGAGGUGAUGCGGCGCCCACAGGUAGACAAGAAGGGCAGAGCUGUAUCCUGGAGCUUCACUGAGGAGAACAUCAUCCGAGAGUUCAACCUGAACGAGCUCUACCAGAAAUCCAAGAAACUCAACAAGACCAAAGGAGACAAGAUCAGCCAGUCCCAGUUCCCACCGGUCCCCGAGGAGGACGAGCCAGAGCAGCAGGGAGCCCUCGCAGAGGAGGUGGAGUCUGAAUCCAAGAAGGACAAAUAAGACGGUUUGAACUCACUCAGCUUUCACUCCUGGAUGGAACUUGUGGGUCCAGGUCAGCUCCUCCUCCUCUUCCUCUUCCCUCUCCUCUUCAAAGUGUUCAGUUUGCUCACUCGUGAACCAGAACAGGGCUGGUGUCGCUGUGGAUCAUCGUGCGAGUGAUUUGUCUCUCUUCAGCACCAUUAACCCCUAAAGCCCUGUUAAACCCACAAAUUAAACAGUGGAGCGGCUACAGCGACCUCACUUUGUUUUCCCUUUAUAAAAGAACAAAGACAACAAGUGUAGACUUUAGCAGAGGAGCAAACUGGGAUACAGUAAACCAGCUUUUUGAGGAGGUUGUAAAAACCAGUCCAGUGUAUCAGUGAAAGACCUGGAAAUGUGCUGCGUGGACUCUGUUAUUAGUCUACACUGCACAUUUCUGAUGGUCAAAGCUGUGAAGUCUGAGUGACUGCUGAUUUAGGAGUCUACUAACGAACAGUAAGGGAGCAGUGAAUGUGAUGCUACUUUGUUGUUUUAGAUUUUUUUUAUGCAACUAAUUAAAUUAAAUUAGAGUAGAUUUUUUAAAAUCAUUCUAUGAAUAACUGUAUAUUAAUGUAAACUAAGUUAUAACUCAGUGGCUGUUUUGACAUAGACUUGCUUUGCAGUGUUAAACAUUACAUUCAAGUUCUGGCUGGUUUUGGUCUGAUAUCAGAGAUUCAAUUUGGGAGCGCUUAUUUAACAUCAACGCAUCUGCGGUUGGGGGUCGGGUGGUGUUACCCAGCAUCCCUGUUCAUCCCACAGACUUGAAUGUGUACUAAUGUGGACAGACCAAGCUCAACUAGUCAUUCCAUUAAUUUCAAUUUAUUUUGACAGAUUUAAACUCUCCUUUGUUGUUUUUUUAUACAGUGUCUGUGCCUCUCAGAGAGAGAUUAAUAUCUUUAGCUCUCAGUUGUUUGUUCAUGGCUAACUUGGGAGUCAUUUUCUUUGUUAAAAACACUUUUCAGGCUUCUGAUUGGGUGUCAUUUUUUUUUGAUUAUUCUUAUUCUGCCAACAAGGUAUCUAUGCUCCAGCUUCAGCAUCCACUGAUACGCUAUGUUUUUAAGUUUCUUGACCUUCAGUCAGUUUUGUUAAUCCUGAUCAUCAGCCCCUCCAGGAUGCUGCCAUGUAGUCACGGCAACAGUUAACACAAAUUCAACCAAUCUCAGCGAAGUCUGCGCAACCAUGCAAUUUCCUCAAAUCACUGCAACUUCUCUGCAAAUUUGACCAAUUAUAGCACUCCUCCACAUAACUUGAAUCAAAUGCACAUCCUUGUUUCUGGUUGUGAAGAUGCAGAUGGAAGUGACACAAACACUAACAGAUAAAAAAAAAUACUGUACAACUUUUCUUGAGCAGAGAAAAGCGAUUUACAAAUCUGUAACGUCAUCACAGUGUAAAAUCUGAGUCGACUGGGAAUUCACAGGCGGGGCCAGCGGGAGAAACACUGCUGUGCAUAUUCAGUAGUUUGCAUGCCAUGAAUGUAAGCCUGGAAGCCAGAUUUUUUUUCUUUUUUUUGGCAUUUGUGCCAGGUGAACAAUUUUAUAGGCCUCAAUAGACGGCAUCGUGGGGUCUAAUAUCUAGUUAUUAAUAUACAUCUAUGCCAGAUACCUGCAGAACUUAAUAACGUUCCCAUCACAUCAGCAUGUUAGCAUCGUCACUGUGAGCAUGUUUGCAUGCUGAUGUUAGUUAGCAAGUACAACCACAGCUGCGAGCAUGUCUGUGGAAUCAAAUCAUCGCAAACAAAUAACAAUAUGUCAGAAAUCAUCCACAACCCAGUCGUCUUCACAUCAAGUGAUCCCACAUUGGGUCCUAGGCGUGGGGUUGAGAAACUGUGUGCUAUUGGAAACCAACAGAGCUCACCUGAACGCGCUGCAGAACUGUUGGCAGUCAAACAACAGUGAACAGUGUUUGUCAGAUUUGCUCCCAUCAUUAGACAGUACUGUGAUUCUGGUACAUAGAUUGUCAUUAACUGAACCUUUAAGACUCAAUUUUUGGAUUUAAGAAGCUUUGGUGAUUUAGAAUUUCCACAUUUGUUUCCAUAAAUUGCAAUUUUAUUUGUGUUUGUUUGUUUUUCUGUUCUGUUCUGUUAGUAAAAGGUAGAAAAAAUAAGAGUUUUGGGAGCAAUUAAUCCCCUUUUUCCAACUCACUUGCAAACAUUCCUGAUCAAGAUUUUGAUCUUUUUUCCUUUGUCGUCAUAAACUGGUACAUAUGCACACAUACUGUUUAAAUGUGCUUUUCUUUUUUAAGAUACUGUGAGUUUAUUUCCGUAAUCAUUCUUUUAUUACUAAAACUGUUGUUUUGUAUUUGUUGACUCCUUGUGAAACUGAUUUGACCUUAUGUUGCAUUUUAUUUGAGCUGCAUUUCAAGGCUUGUAUGUAUAUUUGCUCCUGUACAUGAAUGGAGAAAUCUGCUGAAAAGACCUCAGAAGUCUGGCCUGUUUUUUUGUUAUUCAUGCAAUAAAACAAUGUGCACAUGAA
This is a messenger RNA of Plectropomus leopardus (leopard coralgrouper), 3725 nucleotides long. It is a transcript of the gene tmx2b, whose product is annotated as thioredoxin-related transmembrane protein 2b. The record is from RefSeq and is a predicted model, not a curated record. Gene Ontology annotation, cellular component: membrane-bounded organelle. Gene Ontology annotation, biological process: brain development. Gene Ontology annotation, molecular function: disulfide oxidoreductase activity. NCBI's taxonomy places the organism in Eukaryota, Metazoa, Chordata, Actinopteri, Perciformes, Serranidae.